Molecule: messenger RNA, 1743 nt
Organism: Triticum turgidum subsp. durum (durum wheat)
Lineage: Eukaryota; Viridiplantae; Streptophyta; Magnoliopsida; Poales; Poaceae
Source: the annotation of a GenBank genome assembly
AUGGCAAUGGCGUCCAGCAUGCAGCAGCCGGCGCUGCUUCUUCUUCGGCAGCUGACGCAGGACCCAGUGACAGCCUCCCUCCUCGCGGCCGCGCUCGCCACCGCGGUCCUUAUGAUCGCCGCUGUGAGGAGAGGCGGGGGACGGAAGCCGCGGCUGCCGCCGAGCCCGCGGGGCUUCCCGGUGAUCGGGCACCUGCACCUGGUGCGCCCGCCGGUGCACCGCACCUUCCACGACCUGGCGGCCAGGCUGGGCCCGCUGAUGCACAUCCGGCUCGGCUCCACCCACUGCGUGGUGGCCAGCUCGGCCGGCGUCGCCGCUGAGCUCAUCCGGACCCACGAGGGCAAGAUCUCGGAGCGGCCGCUCACGGCCGUGGCGCGCCAGUUCGCGUACGGCGACGACGGCUUCGCCUUCGCGCCCUACGGCCCGCACUGGCGCUCCAUGAAGCGCCUCUGCAUGUCCGAGCUCCUCGGCCCCCGCACCGUCGAGCAGCUCCGCCCCGUCCGCCGCGCCGGCCUCGUGUCCCUGCUGCAGAGCGUGCUGCACCAGGCGUCGGGUGCUGAGGCGGUGGACCUCACCGCCGCGCUCAUCCGGCUGUCGAACACGUCCAUCAUCAGGAUGAUGGCCAGCACCGUGCCCGGGAGCGUCACGGAGGAGGCGCAGGAGCUGGUCAAGGCGGUCGCGGAGCUCGUCGGUGCGUUCAACGUCGAGGAUUACAUCGCCGUGUGCCGCGGCUGGGACCUCCAGGGCCUCGGUCGCCGGGCCGCCGACGUCCACCGCCGCUUCGACGCGCUGCUCGAGGAGAUGAUACGGCACAAGGAGGAGGCCCGAGAGGCCAGGAGGAUGCGUGGUGGAGGAGAAGGAGAGACGCCGGAGAAGAAGACGGCCACGGGAACGACGACGGAGAGCAGCAAGGACUUGCUCGACAUCCUGCUGGACAAGUUGGAGGACGACGCGGCGGCGGAGGUGAAGCUCACCAGGAAGAAGAUCAAAGCCUUCGUCAUCGUAAGACCAAAGCUUUUAAUUAAUUUUCUUCUUCGUGCCGUUGCGAUUAUUGAAUUCUUCUCGAUCACGCACGUACGUGGAUGUACUAUGCAGGACGUGGUGACCGCUGGCUCCGACACGUCGGCGGCGAUGGUGGAGUGGAUGCUGGCGGAGCUGAUGAACCACCCGGAGUGCCUCCGCAAGGUGCGGUCGGAGAUCGACGCGGUGGUGGGGCGCGACAGGAUCGCCGGCGAGGGCGACGUGGCGAGCCUCCCGUACCUGCAGGCGGCGUACAAGGAGACGCUGCGGCUGCGCCCGGCGGCCCCGAUCGCGCACCGGCAGUCGACGGAGGAGAUGGUGGUGACCGCGGCCGGCGGGUUCACGGUGCCGGCGGGCACGGCGGUGUUCAUCAACCUGUGGUCCAUCGCGCGCGACCCGGCCAACUGGGACGCGCCGCUGGAGUUCCGGCCGGAGCGGUUCCUGGCCGGCGGGCGCAACGAGGCGCUGGACCCGCGCGGGCAGCACUUCCAGUACCUGCCGUUCGGGAGCGGCCGGCGCGGGUGCCCCGGCAUGGGGCUGGCGCUCCAGUCCGUGCCCGCCGUCGUGGCGGCCCUGGUGCAGUGCUUCGACUGGGCCGUGCCCGCCGACAUCGACGGGAAGAAGAUAGACAUGGAGGAGGCCGACGGGCUGGUGUGCGCGCGCAAGCACCCGCUGCUGCUCCGCCCCUCGCCGCGCCUCAGCCCCUUCCCGGCGGUCGUCUAA